Molecule: messenger RNA, 555 nt
Organism: Nicrophorus vespilloides
Lineage: Eukaryota; Metazoa; Arthropoda; Insecta; Coleoptera; Silphidae
Product: C-type lectin 37Da-like
Exons: 3
Coding region: 25-516 (163 amino acids)
Biological process (GO): biological process involved in interspecies interaction between organisms
Cellular component (GO): external side of plasma membrane
Molecular function (GO): carbohydrate binding
Source: RefSeq, a predicted model, not a curated record
UAUAUUAAAAGAAAACAGCUCAAAAUGAACUGCAACUUGGUUCUCAUCGUUUUGGCCGCUUGCAUCGGUUCAAUCUACUGCUAUCCACCAACAUCUGAUAUUCAAACAUCUCUUCAUCGAUUCAACAACAAGACUUAUUAUAUCGAAACCCUCGCUAAGGCUGACUUCUACAGGUCCUUCAUGUUCUGCCAAAAAAUCAACAUGCGUUUGGUGACCGUCGACUCCAACGAGGAAUUCGAGAAAUUGGUUGAGCUCAUCAAGAAAUCAGUUAGCUUCACUCAUGGUGCUGAAGUGUGGACUUCUGCUACAGAUUUAUCUGUGGAAGGUUCUUUCCUCUGGAUGUCCACCGGAUUGCCAAUGAAUGUUGACAAGUGGUUACCUAAAGAACCUAACAACGCUGCUAACUCCGAGCAUUGCAUGGCUUUCAGGAACGAAGGUGAUACUAUCGGAUUUAACGAUAACAAAUGCUGGACCGAAAACUACUUCAUCUGCGAAUCUGUACCAAGUCAAUGUUAAUUAACGGAUUUGAUAUGAAAUAAAUCACAUAUUACAUUA